Messenger RNA from Xenopus tropicalis (tropical clawed frog), 2379 nucleotides. It is a transcript of the gene duoxa1, whose product is annotated as dual oxidase maturation factor 1. Gene Ontology annotation, biological process: protein transport. The coding region runs from base 151 to 1077 and encodes 308 amino acids. Gene Ontology annotation, cellular component: apical plasma membrane; endoplasmic reticulum membrane; membrane. The record is from RefSeq and is a predicted model, not a curated record. Lineage: Eukaryota; Metazoa; Chordata; Amphibia; Anura; Pipidae. The transcript has 7 exons.
UGUUCAGAGUUCACAGAUUUUCAGUAACAACAAGAACAGGAAAAGGCUCUCGCAGUGUUACAGUCACACAACACUAGCUGUGUCUGCAACUAAACACAGGCAUUGUGGAGAAACAAAAAAACAAGGUGUUUGGACCUGAAGGAGGGCACCAUGCAGGCCAACAUCUUCCCAUUCUAUCCACAGCCCAGGACAUCCUUUAAGUUUGACACCAAAAUUAUUGAAAUCAUUAUUAUCUGCAUUGUCACUGCUUGUACUUUCAUCAUAAUACUUCCUGGAAUCAGAGGAAAAUCAAGAUCAAUCUGGCUUUUUAGGAUAUUAACAAGUCUGUUCAUUGGUGCUGUAAUUCUAGCUGUUAAUUUCACUAGUGACUGGGAGACAGGAAUUGUCACUGCUACGACUGUAUACAAGUCUUUCAGCCAUUCCAUGUUAAACGCCAGCAUUGGACUCUGGAUCGGCCUAAAAGGGGUAAACAUCACUCUGAUAGGAAACCCUGUGUACCAACUUAAUGAGACCAUAAACUACAAUGAGGAAUUUGCCUGGGAAUCUGCCAACCAGUUUGACAAAAAUUAUAAAGAUGGCUUAGAAAGAGGACUCCCAUACCCAAUUUUAUAUGUUGCUGAAAAAUUCACCAUUAACAGUCCUUGUGGACUUUUUCAGCAGUACUGCAUUUCAACAUACUACUCAUCGGAAAUAAUGUGGGUGGCAUUCGGCUCAUGGAUUCUCUACAAUGUGCUCUUCUCCAUGCCAGUUAUACUGUAUGGUAUCUGCAUGAUGUUUGUAACAGCCAUCUGCAUGUUAGUCUCCUUGAUAUCAUUUGCCAGCGUCAGACAGGCACCAGUGUGUAACAUUCACUUUGGAAAUGCUGUUCUGAAAACUCACUUUGGGGUUUCUUAUUGGUUGAGUUUAGUAACAGGACUAUUUUGCCUCAUCGUUAGUUUAGUUCUUCUAUUUUUAUAUAAAACGCAGCCAAAAGUUAUCAGACUUAUCUUUAGCUAUGGCGAAGAAGAGGACCUCUCAGAUAAAUCAGAAAAUGAAGAGGAACACAGUUCAGCCUUAAGCUUAAAUGAGAUGCUAUGAAUUGUGCGACUACUUUCGAGGCUCAAUUGCACAUUAUUUUAUAAAAGGCAGAUGGAUUUCCUUCAGAGGAUGAUCUUUCAUGUACAGUACUGUGCUUUUUUGACCCACUAUUUUCAAGUUUAAACAUCCAUCAGGCAGUUGCUGGAGAUGAAUAGACUGCACAAAGCUCAGAUUUAUAAAGCACAGCUUUUGCACAACUUUGCAUGGAAAAGAACUUUUGGUGUGGAGUGCAGAAGAAAGAAACGCUGAGAGCUACACGAAUGAGAUGAUUUUUAAAUGGGUUUGAAGCAGUAAUAAAUAUAUUUAAAGGAAACACGGUAUACAAACAGUUAUUUUUUUUUGAAGGACAAAAACAUGAAAAGGAAAAUAUUGCAAAUGGUAUCAAGAAGUUCAGGCCACUUACUUGUGAGCCAUUGGGAAGCCAGAUGAUGACUGAGGAUGCUUGGGUGAGCCAUGGCCACAUUCUCUGUAUUUCUCUGUAUCUGCUCUCAGUCUUGCAAUGCCUUGAUAGCUAACAGCAACGUGUUUUAUGGGGUGCAAUCAAAGGCAAAAGCUCCAGGCCCUAGUUUUUGUUGGGUCCUCCAGAUAAUCCAUUACACCCCAUAGAUUUUGUUGUAGGAAAAAAGCUGUAGGUUAUUGGAGUGAUUCUAAAUAUGUUAUAUAGUUUACCUUGAACCUCCUUCCUUGCUGUUUAGUUUGUUGGUUCCUUUUUAUUUAAACUAGGUCCUUCUAAAUCUGACUUAAGCUCCCCAUACCCUUCAGUCACCUGAAAAUAUUUUUAAUUGGGCUAUAAAAAUUGGGAAGGACUGUCAGUGGCUCCUUGCACUUCCCUUCUUUGCACGUCAUUAAUGACCCACAUGUAAGGAGAGCCAAGGAACCCAAGGGCACAAGUGGGUCCGUUUGCACUUAUGAGCACUUUGCAACUUAUUGUACCUUGUACCUUAUUUUCAAUGCAGUACAAGGUGCGCUUGUGUAGGGUUGGAGGGCUUUUUGUAUGGGGCAAAAUAGUACUCUUUGAUCUUUUAUCACUUGUGUUCCUGCCCACAGUAAAUGAGCCUUAACAUCUUUAGGGGUAAUUUAGUUAGCCCCAGGGCACUCCUGCUAAAGCACUAAGGGGUACAAGUCCAUGUCCCCUAGCACUUUUCUGAUUGCUAGCUUGUUUGUGCAGGGCCCUCUUUACCUUUUGUAUUAGUCAUGCGUUGUAUUUUUAUGUAUAUCUGUAUGUUCAGUGUAUACACCCAUUUAUUGUAGUGCAUGUUGUGUAAUAUGUUGGCUCUUUAUAAAUACAAUAAGUGUUAAUAA